Messenger RNA from Achroia grisella, 991 nucleotides. RefSeq names its product GSK3-beta interaction protein-like. The record is from RefSeq and is a predicted model, not a curated record. The transcript is spliced from 2 exons. Gene Ontology annotation, biological process: regulation of canonical Wnt signaling pathway. Gene Ontology annotation, cellular component: cytoplasm. Gene Ontology annotation, molecular function: kinase regulator activity; protein kinase A binding. The coding region runs from base 91 to 447 and encodes 118 amino acids. Lineage: Eukaryota; Metazoa; Arthropoda; Insecta; Lepidoptera; Pyralidae.
CUUUAAAUAAAUUUAGUACAAAAAAUAUCAUGUUUUAAAUAUAAUAAAUAAUAACAAUUUAUAUAGCUCCAUCUAGUUCCAAGAUCAACAAUGUCGGAACAGGUCCUCGAUAAGGAGACCUGGCCGCAAGAAGCUGAAGCAGCUAUAAAUGACAUCAGAAAACACGUCAAAACUGCUAACAUAUCGCCGCUGUUGAAGAGCAACAAUCAACGCAUUUAUAUCAACCUGACCACACUGGAAAGCACCAAUUACUGUAUAGAAAUGUCCGCAUCAGGUUUCAGGGUCGUAGGAAGAAAGUACAACGACACGAGCUUAGCAACCAUAGAGAAUAUGAACUACGAAACGCCAUACGCUUUACUGAAUAGCAUAAGCCAAAAAUACAGGGAGUCUUUCGGUGGAGAACUUAUGAACAAACUGUUGGACUUGGCCAAGAGUACUGAAGGUUGAAUGAGAAUAUCAAUUCUUUGAACUUAUAACGUAGGCAAAUUCGCCUAGGGAGUGAUUUUGUAGCCAUAUAUUUAACAUGUCAGUAUUUCGAGUGCUAUAAACAUAAAUUUAAGAGAAAUUAUAUCAGGCGACGCCUUUUCUGCAUUUAUUUGUGUCGCUGUGUAGCCGGCACAUUUCUUGGAACUUUAAAGAGUGGCCUAAUUGGUUGUGUCAAUUCAUUGGGACCUGUAGGUCCCACUAGAUAAGCCUAAGUAGAUACUUGAUAAAAUGUAUAAUAAAACUAUAUUCUAAAUAAAACGUAGGGAUCCAAUAAACGUAUGCAGAUUCAUGCAUACAUAAAAGGCAGAAAUUGAACAAUAUACUAUAGGUAGUGGAUGAAGUGUCAUAGAUUGUUAUUCGCAUUACUCUGUGGUUGCGCAAAGUAGAUUUGGACAACAAUGAUAUAAAGUACGCUACAGUACAACAACAGACUGAAUACAAAUAUGUAUAUUUAAUUACACAUAACGUAGUUAAUGUGAUGUGAUAGUAAAUUGUAAUUAUUUGA